CGCCCCCGGUCCCCGCGCCGGGCCGGGAGGCGGCCGAGCCGAGCCGGGCCCGCGGCUCCAGGGCCGCCCUCCGCAGGGACUGAGGGGAUGAGCCGUGCCCCGUGGGGUGGUCGCUAGCGGAAGGAUGACCACUCCCGCCCUGCUGCCGCUCUCCGGGCGGAGGCUGCCCCCUCUGAACCUGGGGGCCUCCGCCUUCCCGCACCACAGGGCUACCUUGAGACUCUCCGAGAAAUUUAUCCUGCUCCUUAUUCUUAGUGCCUUCAUCACCCUGUGCUUCGGGGCGUUCUUCUUCCUCCCCGACUCCUCGAAGCACAAGCGCUUUGACCUGGGCUUGGAGGAUGUGCUCAUUCCUCAUGUGGACACCAGCAAAGGGGGAAAGAACCUCGGCGGCGGCUUCCUCAUCCACGGGCAAGGGCACGACGAGCACCGGCACAGAGAAGAAGAGGAACGUCUGAGAAAUAAGAUCCGAGCAGAUCAUGAAAAGGCUCUGGAAGAGGCUAAGGAGAAAUUGAAGAAAUCACGUGAUGAAAUUCAAGCCGAAAUUCAGACAGAAAAGAACAAAGUAGUGCAAGAGUUGAAAAAGAAAGACAGCAAGCCACUGCCCCCUGUUCCUUUACCAAAUCUUAUAGGAAUAAACAGUGGAGAACCAGCAGACUUGGAUAUUCGAGAGAAGAGGAACAAAAUUAAAGAGAUGAUGAAGCAUGCCUGGGACAAUUAUAGGCAAUAUGGAUGGGGACAUAAUGAGCUCAAACCAAUUGCCCGGAAAGGACAUUCCACCAACAUAUUUGGAAACUCACAAAUGGGUGCUACCAUAGUAGAUGCAUUGGAUACUCUUUAUAUCAUGGGGCUUCACGAUGAAUUCAGAGAAGGACAAGAAUGGAUUGACAAAAAUCUUGAUUUCAGUGUGAAUUCUGAAGUUUCUGUUUUUGAGGUGAAUAUUCGCUUCAUUGGUGGUCUUCUAGCAGCAUACUACCUUUCAGGACAAGAGGUUUUCAAGAUUAAAGCAGUGCAACUGGCAGGAAAGCUUCUUCCAGCCUUCAAUACACCUACGGGUAUACCAUGGGCAAUGGUGAAUCUGAAAAGUGGUGUGGGUCGAAACUGGGGCUGGGCUUCUGCUGGCAGCAGCAUUCUUGCAGAAUUUGGCACUCUACACAUGGAAUUUGUCCACCUCAGCUACUUGACAGGGGACCCUGUAUACUACAAUAAGGUUAUGCACAUUCGGAAGUUACUACAAAAAAUGGAUCGUCCUAAUGGACUUUAUCCAAAUUAUUUGAAUCCAAGAACAGGCCGGUGGGGUCAGCAUCACACAUCUGUGGGCGGGCUGGGAGACAGUUUUUAUGAAUAUUUAUUGAAAGCCUGGCUUAUGUCAGACAAGAUGGACACGGAAGCAAGGAAAAUGUACGACGAUGCAAUUGAGGCCAUAGAAAAACACCUCAUCAGAAAGUCCAAUGGAGGGCUGACCUUCAUUGGAGAGUGGAAGAACGGGCACCUUGAAAGAAAAAUGGGCCAUUUGACCUGUUUUGCAGGGGGAAUGUUUGCCCUCGGAGCAGAUGGUUCCAGAGAUGAUAAAGCUGGACAUUAUUUGCAGCUCGGAGCUGAAAUUGCACAUACGUGUCAUGAAUCAUAUGACAGGACAACGUUAAAGCUGGGCCCAGAAGCAUUCAAAUUUGAUGGUGGCGUAGAGGCGGUGGCAGUGCGGCAGAAUGAGAAGUAUUACAUCCUAAGACCAGAGGUGAUUGAGACCUACUGGUAUAUGUGGAGAUUCACCCACGAUCCCAAAUACAGGCAGUGGGGCUGGGAGGCAACACAGGCAAUUGACAAGUACUGCCGUGUCAGUGGUGGCUUUUCUGGUGUCAAGGAUGUUUAUUCCUCAUCUCCUACAUACGAUGAUGUACAGCAGAGCUUUUUCCUUGCUGAAACUUUGAAGUAUUUGUAUCUGCUUUUCUCCAAUGAUGACCUUCUACCAUUAGACAACUGGGUUUUUAACACAGAAGCUCAUCCUCUGCCUGUUUUACACUUAGCCAACACCACACUGUCAGGAAAUCCUGCAUAUCAAUAAAAGCAGCUCUAUGAAGAGGAAGAGAGACUGUUGUCAGCUCUGAUUUGUUUACAUGGACCACUUGAGACUUUAGGCAGGAGAGGAGACAGAGACUUGCUAAAACUACACCUCUGAGUCGAGCAAAUACCGACGUGAGAAACAAAGCUCUUCGACAUAUAGAUAAGUUAAAACUGAAAAAAAAGUUGUUUUAUACAUGACCAAAACAUGGUAGUGUGGUAUUUGCAGGACAGAGACUUCAUGUGCAUUGAAUCCUAACAAGUCAUGAAAUCUACUGUUUCAUAUAAACACAGCAGCAUAAGGAAGAAGAGGCUUUCCCAAUCCAGGGAAAGGAAGUUGCUGCUGCUGUCAGCUGUUUUAAGGAACAACACACCAGUCACCACUUCAGAUCGGGUGGGUUCCAAAUACCUAGAUUUUUUUUUUUUUUCUUUUGUGUUUGAUGAUGGCAUGAACAAAGCAGCAACAAAACACAACAUCACUGCACCAGCAGCAGCAGGAGUGAUGAAUUUUUUUCUGUACCUGUCUAAAUUUUCUAAGGAAUGUCUGUAUGUCCAGACUGGCAGCCAUUCUCAGGGCUUCUAAGCUAUUAAAACUAAACUCUAAACUAUAAAAACUAUUGCCUUCUCAUUAUCCUUUUUCAAAUUAAUGCUGAAAGAUCUCUGUUAUAUCUUACCUCCAAAAAAACUGUAAGCAUUUGGUUUGGAGUUCAAUAUGGGCUUAGUUCCUUUGGCAAGCAGCAGUCACAGAGUCUGGAGCAUAUUGCAAGUGUAGGAAGGAGCCUAAGUUUCCCUUCCUCAGAAAUCCUGUCACAUGGAAAAAUAACAUUUUCUUACUAGUCCUGGGUCUUUUAGCUAAAUAAAUAGAGAUGACACCAUGAGAAGAGUCUCUCAUGAUUUAUAUAACAGGGUACAAUAUAUAGCACUUAAAAAUGCUCCCCUUGAGCAAAGUGGCAGUAAUUUGUUGCUUUAUAUUUUUCCACACAAUCAGUAUUAUUCCUGAAAGUUAUAUUUCAUUCUUUGGAUACUAUUCUUUGAACCUUCUUUGUGGGUAUGUGUAUGACAGAAGCCAAAACCUGCCUUUGCUUUAGCAUACAUAACUCCUUUUCUUCUGUGUGAUCCAGUACAAAGCCAACAUGAUUUUCUUUGAAAACAACGUGACAUCUCUCAUAUAUGAAUGGAAAAAAGAAUCUGAAGAGUCUCUUCUUCCAUUGGUUUAUGAGAAGUGAGAUACUUUACCUGCAUGGAUUAUUUUUCUUCUGAGUAUUCCUAGUCUGAGUUGCGCAGUGUCACUUAAACGGAGUCUCUAUCAAUCCUCACUUACUCGCUAGAAAAGUUUCUUCUUUUCAGAUAUAUCUCAACCUCUUUGCUCUACCAUUCUUCCAAAAUCCUUACAGCUCAUAUUAUUCUUUUUACUCACCUUUAAUACUUCCAGUUUUUAUUAAAUGCUUUAAUUCUGUUCCCUUUCAAAUGCCUUUGCCAUGGUGACUAACCCCCUUGCUGAAAAAGAGCUGUGAGGUUCUUCUUUUGCUCCUAAUUAGUGUACAGGUUGGCUCUUCAAACAAUUUUGAUUGUGUUUUUAUUAGUAUAAAGUGAGUGGAAGAAUUAGUUAGUGAGCUACAGCAGUACACAAUCAGAUCCAAAGGGAAUGAGUGCAAUUUCCCAUCCUCAGAAAAGUUUAUAUUUGAAGUUUUAUAUAUAAAAGCUUUUCUCUCUGCCAUAUUAUAAUAUAUCUGACUGUACAUUACAGUAAAAUUACCCCCCGUAAAAAUUACCUUCAUAUGUCUUUGACACUAUCUUAGACAUAGAAAUCAUCACAUGAUUAAUGACAAAAUGGUAUCAGAUGCUUUUUUGCAGAUAGUUACUUUAGCUUAAGAGAAGGAAGACAUAGAGCUUGGAAAAACCUCCAAUCUCAGUGUUUUUACAUCAAUACUAGUUACUUAGUUACUGUAAUUUGAAGCAGUAUCUUAAAAAUAAUCUGAGAGCUGAUGAAGUCAUUGAUAUAGUAAAUAAUAGACUGUUAUGUAAUUGUUUUUUAAGAAGAAGUAGCUUAAUAAAUGGAUUCUUCUUACUGGUCACACAAUAAUUAUUUUUCUAAUUAGUAUGCUGGGACUUAAUGAACAGUUAGUCAUGGUCCAAAGUUCAGAUAUGUUUCCAAACUGAGUUUCUUUCAUCCCAUGAGAACAGUUAUUUAAAACUGCACUCAAUUGCCUUGUUCUCUGGACAUUCAACAGAGAAAGAGGAAAUCAUUAUCUUCUAUUAGGAGAAAAGAAGGCACUUUGCACCCUGUAUACCUGUCCCCAUACGCCUCCUGAUAAAUGCAGAUGUAGAAUGGCUGCCAGUCUGUUCAGAGGAAGGUCAAGGACAAUUCUGGAGUCCCAGAAACAGCGAACUUCUCACCGUUGUUUGUCACUCUUCCACCCUCCUCUUGUGAAUUAAAGAGUGACCCUUCACAUUAAUUCCUUCAUGAAUCUCAAUGGGUUAACUCACUGCCACAAGAAUGCUUGAAUUGAGGACCUAAGCCAUUUCACGGUAUGGGAUGGUAUUUUUCUCGUAGCAUAUGUACAGUACUGCUAUUUCUUCUUUGUGUAGACAAGCAGCAGGUACCAAAUAAAGGACACUUUUUUCUCAUUUUCCAGUUACCCCAACAGCUGUCAAUUUCUACUUUAUCUGCUCUUUAAAAAGUACAAACUCUCCUUUUCCUCCAGAAGCUACUGAUGUGCACAGUCUAUCAAAAAUAAUGCAUUUUAUGGACUAAUUGAUGUAUCAUACAUGAAUCUAUCCAUCCUGAGAUUUCUAGAGCAAGCGGAGUUUGGAGGCAAUGGGUUCUCAGCAAGGUGGGUGCAUAGCAGCCAAGCACCACAGAUAUGGAAACUUCUGGCUGAAGUGAGGUGCCCUCGGUCUGAGUCCUUCACAGAAAAGUAGGUUGUGAUCUGCAGCAUAGUGCAAUCCGAAGUUCAGACUGUUUUCCCUCUGGGUACAUAAGAUACAGUAGAAUAUUGCCAUUUUCACUCUGUUGCUGCUGUCUUACAUCCUUUCAUGAAGUUAAAGUGUAACUUUAAGCACAAAAUGACUUUUUAGUCCUAGUUGUUUCCAAGUCUUGCACUGUAUUCUUUAACAAAACAAUCCCUGUUUUAUUAAGGUAGGUGUCCCAUUUUAGCAAUUUCUACAAUAUCCUCUCCUCUUACAGGAUGAAAUAAAGAACAGAAAAUCAUGUACGUUUGGCACACUGGAUUUGGGCAAGAGCCUGGAAAUCCCAGAAUUGUCUAUUUCCUGUUUGCAUGCAGUCAAAACAAGGAUGUUCAGUUCUUUCUCUAACCCAAGCCUCAAGCUUGCCUGUUGGUCGAGAUCUGCUAGCAGUACUUUUUUUGUUUCCUAACACUUACAGCUUGACUUUUCUAAGAAGACAGAUUUCUGCAGCUUCCACUGACCACCUGGAGCUGUGUGUGUCCUGCAGUCAAGAAGUCAGCUUCUUAGCUUUGUCCUCUAAAUAAAAACAAAACCCUUCAGUGA
Calypte anna (Anna's hummingbird) is the source of this 5565-nucleotide messenger RNA. It is a transcript of the gene MAN1A2, whose product is annotated as mannosidase alpha class 1A member 2. Gene Ontology annotation, biological process: carbohydrate metabolic process; N-glycan processing. The transcript is spliced from 13 exons. The coding region runs from base 125 to 2059 and encodes 644 amino acids. Gene Ontology annotation, molecular function: mannosyl-oligosaccharide 1,2-alpha-mannosidase activity; calcium ion binding. Gene Ontology annotation, cellular component: endoplasmic reticulum; Golgi membrane; extracellular exosome. NCBI's taxonomy places the organism in Eukaryota, Metazoa, Chordata, Aves, Apodiformes, Trochilidae. The record is from RefSeq and is a predicted model, not a curated record.